GUCAUUGUUGAUGUCCGAAGAGAGUCCUGCAGUGGCGGAUCUGAACAGACGCGAAUCAGCUUCAUCAGCUUCAUCAGCUUCAUCGGCUUCCACACUCACAGGAUGGGUUCUACGUGUGAACAAGAGUCUUCGGGAUCACUCAGCCAACAAAGAAGCCAUGAAGUCGUCGGAGGAGUCUGGAAAUUCUGGAUCAGAUGAGGAUUCAGAUUCAGGCCCUGCGAGGGAUGCUUAUCAAGAUGUUCGUCAAGAUGUUCAUCAAGAUUCGCAUCAUCGAGAUUCUCAUCAUCGAGAUGUUCAAGAUCACACAGAGUUGCCUUGCCUCUUCCAUUCCUACCUCGCCGGAUGUGCCAACGGGCAGCACUGCAGAUUCUCUCACUCCAUCCAUGCGGAUCAGGUGCGCGUCCCCUCGGUGAAGAAGGGGCGUGGCGUGGCGCGCAAACGCAUCAAGAAACGGGUGACGCAGCAUCUCGACGCAGCCAAUCUGUAUGCGGUGCAAGAGAUUCUGCAAAGAGAGGCAGAGUGGGACUCCUUUGCCAAAGACUUGAUCAGAAGGCAUUUGACUGCAAUAGCGACUUCCGCAGAAGA
This is a messenger RNA of Cladocopium goreaui, 585 nucleotides long. NCBI's taxonomy places the organism in Eukaryota, Dinophyceae, Suessiales, Symbiodiniaceae. The record is from the annotation of a GenBank genome assembly.